This is a messenger RNA of Lepisosteus oculatus (spotted gar), 5840 nucleotides long. It is a transcript of the gene phlda3, whose product is annotated as pleckstrin homology-like domain, family A, member 3. Gene Ontology annotation, biological process: positive regulation of apoptotic process. Gene Ontology annotation, molecular function: phosphatidylinositol phosphate binding. The record is from RefSeq and is a predicted model, not a curated record. Lineage: Eukaryota; Metazoa; Chordata; Actinopteri; Semionotiformes; Lepisosteidae.
GUAGCGUCAUCAGUUUCGAAACCUUUGAGCCAUAAAAACGAGGACCUAAGUGCUAGCAUUAAAAAAACGUGUGACGUAUCCAUUUGCUUCCUGUUAUACUUUAAAUAAUAAUACGCAAUAUCAGCCGGCCGACUUGUGAAUGAGUAACAGCUGUUAAGACUGACAGUCAGCAGUAACCGAGGCGAGGAAAAAGUGUAAUGUUUAACACGAUGCUAGCGCACAUGACAUCACAGGCCGGGGCUGGGCUGACUGAAUUACUCGCUGAAAGGCAGGCAAACCGCAGCUUUAGGCAAGUACAAACAUAUCCUUGAAAUCGGGACAACAAGCAGUAGCAUCGGGUCGUACUUCAGCUGGACACAGCGCCUUAAAUGCAAGGUACUCAAAAACGCACAUGUAAAUUAUUACUCGAAUACAAAACGACAGAAACACAAUAUGUAAGAAACGUCUUCAUGUACGCAUCAUAAACAGCUGCCUUUUGGGUGAAUAAUACUAAUACUAAUACUACUAAUAAUAAUAGGCUUCGGAAAGCGGUCCUGGAAAAGAUCGUGCGUUUCUUUCUCUUUUACUGGCGAACACACUGUCCGGAGUAUCCAGAUGUUUAAGAACAAUGCAUAGAAUUAAAAACUAACCCAGGGGCGCUGCGAAACAAGUCUCUGAAACAUAUUUAGUGCCACGGUGAGACCAGCUCUUUGGAGUGAUGAUGAAUCCACAGAAAGAGCUGAAAGAAGGAUUUUUGGAAAAAAGGAGCAACGGUCUUUUGCAGCUGUGGAAGAAGAAACGCUGCGUGUUGACAGAGGAUGGACUGCGUCUUUUUGAAUGGAAACGGAGCGGCGGUGGUAGCGGAGCCACUGGACUCGGUUCCGGCUCCGGGCCUCAAUCUAAAGCUAAAGAGCUACGAUUUGAGCGGAUGGCCACGGUGGACUGUGUCGAAUAUAAGCGGGGACUGGUGUACUUUACCAUCGUCAUGGCAGGGGGCAAGGAAAUUGACUUCAGAUGCCAGCAAGAUGGGACCGCCUGGAACGCUGAGAUAGCACUUGCCUUGGUUCGCUUUAAAAACCUUCUUGCCGUGCAGACUGGAAGAACCAGACAUCUGUCUCACCUAGGCAGCACCGGGGAUGAUGAAGCACCAGAAUCGUGACAAGAAGAGACCAUGCACACUCAUGAUUGGAUUUGCAUAAAAUUACAAGACCGAAAAGGUACAGAAGGUACAGAACCUGGGUAAAUGCAAUCUUUCAUCAAUACGAUUACAGUGAACUUGAUGACUUGCUCUCAAAAUUAAAACUGAAACACUAACCCUUUUAUACCUGCAUUACUGGAAAUCAUCCUAUUAGAAGUAUGGAACUGUUGUGAAACAUCAUCUGCAAAGUUUUGGACAAAGUGCAUGAUGUUGUUUUGUAGAUGAUGGAUUGUUUGCCUCAAAUAUUUGAAGACUUCGGGAUUUCACUGACUGAAGAUUAAAUGACAAAAUGACACGUCUAUGGACAAUGACAUCUCUGCUUAGUUUUCUUUAUGCUAUAUGAUAUCAUCGUUUGUCUAGCAACUACAGUACUUACUGCAAAUUUGUUUUCUGUGCACACUGAGACAGUUUUUUUGUUGAACAGCAACAAGUCUGCACUUUGCUCAGGUUCUGGGUUUCUGCCUAAUAACUCAUACUGUAUCUUGAUAUACGGCAGGUGCAGACAUUUUCUAGAAUAUUUUCAUGUAUUUCAUUUAAUUCAAAAUCUAGGUUUAAGUUGACAUUUAGAUAAGGUUACAUUUGGUUUUAAAAAGACUCCAUUUUACCCAUUUAUGAUUUUUAGUUUCUCAAGCAGGCUCCUGAAAACUAGUAUUAUAGGGACAGGAACAGGACUCCAUACUUAUAAAACAAAGGUUGUUCAUGGCAGGGGCUGUACUGAGUUGGAAAUGUAGGGGAUUUUUAAAAAUAGAUUUCAUUAUUCUUGUGUCAUUGCUUCAUUCUUUCAUUCAUACAGUCUUGUAGAGCCUUAGGCUAAGUCUCAAGUAAGACUCAGGGGAAAUACCCAGAACUUACUUCAGAAAUCUUAAGCUUUUAUUUUUUUAAAUACUCUGACAGUAUCAUAAUGUACAUGAAAGAAAAUCAUUAAUCUGGCUGUAUUGAUUUACAAGCCAACUACUUGUUUCUUAGCCCUAUGAUAAAAUACUUACAUCACAAAUAAUGUAAGUAUUUUAAUUGAAAUAAUUGAGGCAAUAAUAUACAUGAAGAUGGAUGGCUUUCGGAUAAAGUCCUAAAAUGUAAUAACUGCGCAAAUGAUGUAUCUAUAUAUAAAGCAUUAUUUUGAGGUCAGAUUAUUAAGAUAUUUGUAAUUCUGCUAACUAUAGAACAUCAGAUAUCACAAUACUUCACUGUUCUUAAAACUUUUUGUCCCAGUACUCUUUUUGUGCUGUUGGGGGAAAAAAUAACAUUUAUAUUAUUCAAAUAAAUUUAAGUAACCUAUAAUGUCAUACACUUUCCUGUAUUGUUACUUCUUUAUCAAGUUUCUUUCAGUUUCCAUUUAUUUUGCAGAUAUGUAGCAAACCUCAUAUUGAAGUAAAAGCAUUUGUCAGUAUUUGACGAUCAAGAGGAAAAAAUAAGCAAUAAACAGUUAAAUAGUGAAAUGUUCACUCGAAUAUAUUAUUUUAGAAUGUAUGUCUCCCAAAAGGAGUUUUUUUUGUAGGAAAAACAUAAGGUCACUGGUUAUGACUUUCAUUGUUACUAGUGAUAACAUUAGAAAGUUGGACCUUUUAUUUGUAUUUUCUUAUAUAAGUUUUACUACUACAAAGGUUUCAGACAUGAGUGAUGUGUGGGCAGAAAUAGAAUGUUUUUAGGCUCAUGAUAAAUGAAACAGUGUUAAUGCAUGAAAAAUUAAAACAGCUUUUCUCCUACAGGAUUCAUGUCUGACUUUUUUGUGAAGGUGUUAACAAGAACAGUUAAAUACAGUUGACUCAAUGUAUUAUUAAAGAUGCUUUUGAGAAAAACAAAAGAAUCUUAUUUUCACAUGAUGAAGAUGUGAUUGGAUAAUGUCUGAAUGUUCUUGGGUCAUGAAUGGAUAUUGUUUGGUCUCGGUUUCCUUUUUUAUGCCCUUACUCAUUGCUUCAAGAAGUUUUAAAUAUCUAAUUGUCUGAAACAGACUAAGGUUUUGCUUAAAGUGUUUUAUUUUUUUAUAUUAUUAUUAUGAAGAAUAGUGGUAGUAGCAGCAGAAAUAAUAGCAAAUAAAAGCAUCUUGAGAAUAUUUUAAUUAAGAAAUGAGAGUCCAAGAUCUAGAAAAAAAUCUAGACUUUUAACAGAUGCAUUUUGCAAUGCAUUGUAUUUUAUUUGGAAAAAUAAUUCCUAAUGUAAAGUUAUAAGGACAGGAGAUAAAAAAUAUACUGCAUCCUUCUGCACUUCUUUUAUAUUGUCAGAAACCUUCUUUAAUUAACAUAAUCAAACACAAGUGCAUGUCAUUUGGAUAGCCUUCCUAUUGGCAGCCUUUCAAAGAACAAAAUUGUGGAUAACAUAUUACUUUUAUGACAUAUUGGUAUUCAGAGAUGUAGAAUGAUACUUCAGUAAUGCGUUUUGAUGGGUAAUGAGUAACUGAUAAGUAGAAUAUUUUGUGAGGGGACUAAUCACCCUUGAAGCUGAGAAGGGGGAAUCAAGCACAGUUUUCAACUAAUGAGAUUGAGAGUUCAUGUACAUUUAAAGUUGGGUUUUAUACCUACCUUUAGUCUUUAACAGAAGUUUAAAAUUAUUACUAUAAUAUUCAUGCUGCAAAAUGCUGCUCUGAAUGAUCUUGUUUUUAUAUGCACUAAUGAAACCACCUGAGAGUGGGGAAAGAAAGCUUUUAUACUACUAAGAAAUAAACACAUUCUGAAGACUCAGAAAUAAAAAUAUAAUAUAAUGUAAUGAACUUGAAGGAAGAUUUCAUUUAAUUUUCUAGUUAGUAUAAUUCUGCUGCAAGUAAGUUUUCACUUUGUUACAGUGUGUGAUUGUUACAGUCUAUAAACAGCACUAGGUCAUACAAAAAUAAUGAAAUAUUGUGUUGAUAGGAUGUCCAUUUAAUAAACAUAUUAAACCAUGUAAUGCAACAAUAAAUGAGCAACAUUUGUUAGUUUAUUCUUUCCAAAUGUUUUAAAAUAACAAACAUUAAACAUUUGGUUGCGAAAAACCUCUGGUUCAAGAUGGUCCUGAUGAGCAGUUGCAUCAUAGAUCAGUCCUCUUUCACAAACACAUUAUUGUUUGGCCUAGUGGGCAGUGCAAAGCCUGAGAGGACAGUGCUGACCAGCAAAGGAACAGGAAAACACAUUUCUCAGAGGUCACUCUGUCCAAAAGUAGGGGCGUUGGUUUCCAUGGAAAUGCGUGACAAAUUUUGGCACUGCAGACCUGAAAUUUACCAAUAAAAAAGGGGAUAGAGUACAGAUUUAAGAUUUGCAUACUAAAAUGCUGGGAAACCACAUUAGUUUGGCAAUGUAAAAUGGCAAGUCAUUUGAUUUAUCACUCAAGGAUGGUAAUGGAUCUAGUUCACCAUUGUACUUUUUAUACCAUUUUUGUUUAUGCUUUAUUGUUAAUUCAGAAGAUAACAUUUCAUUGUUUGCUUUUAAAACAAUGUUUACAAAUUGUUGACAAAUUGUUUACAAGUUUUCAGACUUAGAGCUGAUGUCUGUGGUGCUGGAAUUACCAUAUUAAUCAGAUUUCUUCCCAAGGCAAUUUGCAUAAAGUAAUCAUUAUUUGCAUGACAAUAAUUCACAAUUGCAAAGUUAACUAUAAUUAUGUCACAUGAUACUACAACCAGAAAAACAUCAUAAAGCCAAAGUUACAGUAUAAUCUGCUGAAAGUAUAAAUAAAAUGCAAUACACAGCACAGGAUAAAAAUGGCAACAGAUUAACAAACAAUAUGAUCUAGCAAAAACAGAAAACGAAACAAAAGCCAUAAUCAGGUUUUACAUAUCACAGCACUCCACCCCCUCUUGUAGACUUGUAGGUUUCAAUCAAUGCAAAGGGGAUUAUGAAUUGGAGCUGUCAGGGUAAAGAGAGCAUAGAAAUCACAGGUUUAGCCUAAAAAGAUGAGGUGUGAGAAGGCUGUGGAAGGUUGUUGGGAAUGAACUGUCCUGGUGUCUUAUGUUUCCAUCACAGAGGUGCUAGAAAAGAGGAACAGCAAAGGCCAUAUUACACUAUUGGUAUUACUUCUCCAUGCAUAGUAGUGGAGGAGUAGAAGGAAUACAAGGAGAGCCAAGGGACUCUUAUAACUCUUCCUUGUCAGUACUAAUUAGGUCCAUCCUGUAUUAACCUUCCUUCUUUUUUUCCUCUCCUACCCCCUCACUGUUCUAAUCAAUCAUGUAAAAUCCAAUGACUGUGGCCCCGGCUAUGACAAUUUGGGUGACUUCAGAAUCAAGUUCACAUUCCUUCUUCAGCAGCUCCAUGCAGAAACAAAGAGACUGGCCCCAAGGGUGAACUGUGACCUUACAACUUGAGUACUUUAGCUCUGCAAAAUGUUUCAUAUAUUGAAAUGUCAUUUACAUAGUUUAGAAGACCCCAGAGCUGAGAAAGUUGAAAAACUAACAUAAUUCUGCAACCAUUUGGCAUUUCCUUGUAAUGACCUCUUCCAUGGUAAUACCCCGUGUCUCAUUUUUAAAAAUACAGUGCCCAAGUUAAAAUAAGCAGCCUUCACUUGAUAAUACGUACGGUAUGUGACUCAACCCCAAACACAAAACAGCAUCUAGUAGUUUGGUCUUUUGCAGAGUCUUAGGCAAACUCUUACAGAAUGCUGACACGACAUAAGAAUUGGUGUGGGAAAGUAACCAGUUCAAAAAAAAUUUUAGAUGCUCAUUUUGGAUGGAUUUGUAUUUCUUUUUGUGUUUGUCUAUUUCUUG